AUGCCACCCUCCCCUCGCGCAUCUCGGCUCGAGCUCCAAAACCCAGCUCAAAAGCCAGCACGGGAGGGGAGGAAAUUGCAUCGACCCGAAGAGCAGAGGCGAGAACGUACCCAGGCCGAUACCAAGGUCGAGGAUGAGGUUGCGGCGAAGCAUCUGUCGUCGGUGUUAGCUCCGUUUCGGCAAUGGGAUCAGUCAUUCGAGGGAUUGCUUCAAUCCCGAGCCGCCGCCUGCUCCGUGGCACGACAGCCAUUGGCGGCCCGCGACCGCCUCUGCGGGGAUGCCGCCACGACCCUCCGGCCGUCCACCGUCCCCAACGCCCUCUGCGCCUCCCUCCAGGCCCUCUCCCUCUCGGGCUCGCAAGCCCCGCCUCAUUCCCUCCUCCAGCAGCAGUCCCGCUCCAUCUCAUGGGGCUCCUGGGCCUCGUGGGGCUCCUCCCGCAAGAAGGACGCCGCCGGCGCCUUCGCCGAUGACCUGACCAAGGCCUCGACGCGGCAGUCCCUCGCCGACCGCCUCAGCAACCCGAACCUGAGCCGCGACUCCAUCUUCGCCGACCAGGUGCAGCAGCCGCAGUCCGAGACGACGACGUCCUCCUCGCAGCAGCAGGGGAGACCGGCAGGCGGAGGAGGCCCGACGGGCGCCUCCAUGGUCAAGGAGCACCUCGCCCGGGCCGUGGACCCGGACCCGCGCAGCCGCGUCCGCUGGCAGCGCAAGAUGGUCAUGCGGCGCGUGCGGCGCGGGCUCGACCCCCUCGACCGCGAGACGCGCGCCGAGCGCAUCGCCCGCACCGAGCGCCGCCACGCCUCCAAGAGCGAGAACCUGCCGACCUCGACCAAGAAGCUCGUCCACCUGGCGCGCCAGAUCGCCGGCAAGACGGUCGACGACGCCAUCGUGCAGAUGCGCUUCAGCAAGAAGAAGAUGGCCCGCGAGGUGCGGUACCAGCUCGAGCUCGCCCGCGACGAGGCCGUCGUCCAGCGCGGCAUGGGCCUCGGCAGGGUGUCGGGCGAGAAGGAGGGAGGAGAUGCCGCUGCCGCCGCCGCUGCCGAGCCCGUCAAGAUCCAGACCAAGGACGGCAAGUGGCUGUCCAUCGAGGACCCGACCCGGCUGUACGUCGAGCAGGCCUGGGUGGGCAAGGGCCCGCCGCGAGGCUACAAGAUCGACUACCGUGCCCGAGGCCGGGCGCACAAGAUGACCCGCCCCACGACAUGUGAGUUUGCCGCCUUUACCCAACUCCGAGACCCUUCUCUGGUUUCUUUUGUAAAUCAGGGCCAUCUGUAUGCUGACCAAGGUUUUUUACCCACUGCAAUAGCCAUCACCAUGGUCAUCAAGGAGGAGAAGACGAGGAUACGAGAGCACGAGGAGCGGCAGGCCAAGAAGGCGCGCCAGGGACCCUGGGUUCACCUGCCCAACCGGCCGGUCACGGCCCAGCGGCCCUACUACUCAUGGUAG
This is a messenger RNA of Thyridium curvatum, 1446 nucleotides long. RefSeq lists its product as uncharacterized. The transcript is spliced from 2 exons. NCBI's taxonomy places the organism in Eukaryota, Fungi, Ascomycota, Sordariomycetes, Thyridiales, Thyridiaceae. The record is from RefSeq and is a predicted model, not a curated record. Gene Ontology annotation, molecular function: structural constituent of ribosome. Gene Ontology annotation, cellular component: mitochondrial large ribosomal subunit; ribosome. Gene Ontology annotation, biological process: ribosome assembly; translation. Bases 1 to 1446 code for a protein of 481 amino acids.